Molecule: messenger RNA, 1963 nt
Organism: Aspergillus pseudonomiae
Lineage: Eukaryota; Fungi; Ascomycota; Eurotiomycetes; Eurotiales; Aspergillaceae
Product: putative mitochondrial carrier protein
Exons: 5
Coding region: 509-1576 (355 amino acids)
Biological process (GO): transmembrane transport
Source: RefSeq, a predicted model, not a curated record
CCGCAAUGAUGCCUCGUUUGGGUCAGCGCGUCUUCGAUUUAUUUCCCUCUUGAUGUUGAAAAGAACCACUCAUUAACCUUGACGAGCGUCUUAUAAAUUUCCUUAUCUAUGGUACCCAACUUCUUUUCCAGAUGAUAAUCUAGUUAUUACCCAACGAUCAAUUGUAUUAUUUACUGCUUCCGCUUCGUGCUGUUUGCAAGCUUCAUUCCGAUAGUCGGGGCUUCUGGCCAUGUCACUCUGAUUUUCCAGUUGACCUAUGUUUAUUUAUGGCCUGUGCGACGUCAGCCAGACGAAUUUCAAAGGGUUUUCCUGCUGUGACUAUAUCUCAAUAUAGGUUCAAGUGUCUGCUGAUUUCAGUGAGCUCCGACGCCGGCAUACGUAACGGCUAGUAAAGAGGAGUCUCGAAAAGCAAGUGAGCCAUCGAUAUACCUGAAUAUCAAACUCCAAACCACCUCAUUAGGAGCGAUUCGGGAUACCACUGCUGCUUCUGUAAAUCGCCCACUUCAACAUGAGUCUGGAUCGUCAGGAAUCGGUUCGUCACGAUGAAUCGAAAACUUCAAGGGACAAUACUUUGGCCAAGUUAACUCAAUUGCCGCCGAAUUCCGCUUCGAUCAAGGAAGCAUCUUCGGGAAACAGCAGCAAACUCGUUGGUGAUAUUAAGGGCAGAAUUGCGGAACCUGUCGUGGCAGCUUUUAUUGCUGGGGGCGUGGCAGGUGCGGUAUCCAGAACCAUCGUGUCGCCACUUGAACGACUAAAAAUCCUGCUUCAAAUACAGAGUGUUGGCAGGGAAGAGUACAAGUUAUCUAUAUGGAAGGCUCUUGUAAAGAUCGGCAAAGAGGAAGGGUGGAGAGGGUUUAUGCGGGGCAAUGGUACCAAUUGCAUUCGCAUAAUCCCUUACUCUGCGGUUCAAUUUGGAAGUUACAAUUUUUACAAAAGGUUUGCAGAGCCAGCUCCGGAUGCUGAAUUGUCACCAGUACGCCGGCUCAUUUGCGGAGGCGCCGCUGGAAUUACCUCAGUCACUAUAACUUACCCUCUUGACAUUGUUCGGACACGUCUUUCUAUUCAAUCAGCGUCGUUCGCAGCCCUCGGUCAGCGCGAUGGCAGCGGGAAGCUACCGGGCAUGUUCAGCACUAUGGUCUUAAUAUACAAGACCGAGGGUGGUAUCUUGGCACUCUAUCGCGGAAUCAUUCCAACCGUGGCCGGUGUCGCCCCAUAUGUUGGUUUAAAUUUCAUGACAUACGAAUCGGUUCGAAAGUAUCUGACUCCCGACGGUGACAAGACUCCUAGUUCACUGCGUAAACUACUAGCGGGUGCUAUUUCAGGAGCAGUGGCUCAAACAUGUACUUAUCCAUUUGAUGUUCUACGGCGGCGUUUCCAGAUCAAUACAAUGUCUGGAAUGGGCUAUCAGUAUGCAUCCGUCUGGGACGCCGUGAAAGUCAUUGUUGCAGAAGAGGGAACGCGUGGUCUGUUUAAAGGAAUCGUCCCCAAUCUUUUGAAAGUGGCACCGAGCAUGGCGAGUAGUUGGCUCAGCUUUGAGCUAACGAGAGAUUUUCUUGUCCAGCUGAAUGACAAAUGACAUCGUCCCGACUCGGAAGGGAUAUAUCGCCGAUCCUAAGUUUCACCUCUCUACGAUGAUGUCGUAGCUUGGAGGAUUGCCACAUGAACAUUGCUUUAUACCAGAUGUUCUCGAUGUGGAAACCAGUUGGUGUACCUGGCUAUUUUAAGUAAACUAUGCAGGGUACUAGGUUGCUUAGUUUUAAGCAAUCCGAAACAUGCUAUAUGACUAUGAGUGUAUCUAGCGUUACAUUACACGAGUGAGAAAUAUUAGGAAGAAAUUAAGCAACCCACCAAAAGAUAGAGUAUACCAGCGAAAUGAGAAAGUGUGCUUCUAUUGAAGGCAGGGUUAGUUCUAUCUACUAUUAAUGGAGCGGAGUUCUCUUUCUUCAAUUAUUAUAGGUCUUCU